Molecule: messenger RNA, 3049 nt
Organism: Morone saxatilis (striped sea-bass)
Lineage: Eukaryota; Metazoa; Chordata; Actinopteri; Moronidae
Product: major intrinsically disordered Notch2-binding receptor 1-like
Exons: 3
Coding region: 1-2409 (802 amino acids)
Biological process (GO): negative regulation of cell population proliferation; negative regulation of TOR signaling
Cellular component (GO): plasma membrane
Source: RefSeq, a predicted model, not a curated record
AUGGCUAACCUGCAGCAGGAAUACCCUGGGGUCCUUCUGGGGAUCCUGGAGGAACUGGCCAAUAUGCGCCAAUUGCUGACCUUCCAGGACCUUUGUCGCAUGGUCAGCACCCGCUUUGACCUGGAACACCUUAUCGAGCUCAGGAGUUUGCUGUUUGCUGCUGCCAGCCGGGACCCCUGUUUCCCAGCUACCCUCUUCAGAAAUAGGGUUUCUGCCAGAGGCCAGGGGCUAUCGCCCAUAGGCGUCGCUGCUGACAUUGUAACUAUCUUCAAUCUUAUUCAGAUGACGGGUGGAGCCCCUGAUGAUAGCCAACCAGUGAGAGCCCAGACAGUCCUCCCCGUCGACCAGUCCCCAGGCCCCAGUCUGCCUGGAAUGCACCAGCUGAACAUUUAUGGUCGAGAAAGAGCACGUGCCCACUCUGACUCCAGUGGCAGGCCUAUCGACCAACACUUGCUGUUUCCAAGAUCUAAUUACUCUGCCCGCAAGCGAGCAAGUCUUCCCCCGGAUCCAAUCUCACUCGUGUCCUCCCCUCCAAUAAGGGCGAGGGCUGUGUCUUUUGACUUGCCUCACACCACACUUAUGUACCCUAGUGGUCAAAUCCCCAACGAAGUCAUGAAGAAUAUCUACCUCCCUUUGGAGACGGACAGCGAGUCUAGUGGAGAUUCUGCAGCCAUCGAGGUGUUUGAACCUGAACCGGGAACGUCUGUCGACCAGAAGAGAAACAUAUUUAAGAAAGACUUCCAUAACCAGCCGCCUCUGAUACCACAGGUGACCAUUAACAGUGAGUCUCCCAGUCCCAGCGAGGUGAAGAAAGGCUUCGUCAAUCACAGCUUUGACAUGAUUCCAAAUCCUUAUCCGUCACCAACAACAGUUCACCAGUUGCCAGAGCAGCGGUCUAAACAUGAGAGCCUUGAUGACCUACAGGACUCAACUUACUUUGGACCUGGGUCAGUCCCAGACUGGUCCCCCCAGCACCUUCAACCUCCCAGGACACAGCGAGCCAUCUGGAGCAACAAGAGUCACAGUUUAGAGGACCGUAUAGGCUUGGGCAGCGUUGGAGUGGGGAUGGAAUCACAAGGAGGGCAACUUCCAAGACGAUCAUCCCCUGCUAUCAGCAAUUUGGGGGGGUCUUCAGGAGGUGAGAGUGGGGAUAGUGGAUUGCUAAGUGGAGGUGAUGUAGUCAAGGCUCAGGGAACCCAGACAGACCCACCAGACCCCCGGCGCCUCCGUAGCCUGGUCCAUGCCGAUCGCCUCUCCUUCAUGACCUCAUUAGAUGACCCUGAAUUUGGUGAGGAUGACAUCAGUGCCAUCUUUCGUUUCUUAGAUGACAUAAGCAUGUGUGGUUCCACGGGAGUCCUGCACCCCAGUGAUGGAUCAGCGGCCAUUAAUCAGGACACCCCGGAGGCCCGACGUGGCCGCCUAGGUCAACUCCAAAGGCUUUUCCACUCCCUCGAAAGCAGCGAUGACGGGCUCAAGGCCAGUGUGUGUAAGCUGCUGCUCCGUAUGAGCCAGAUAGAAAGACAACUGGAGUCACUGAACGAUGUAAAGGCUGAGAUUUCUCAGGUGCUGUCUGCUCUGCAGCGACUGGAUGAAAAGAUCCAGCAGCCUAUCAGUGGUGGUGGACAAGGCACCAGUGGACGAUGGCUAGAGCCUCUCAGUGGUGUGUCUUCCUUUAUGAGCCACCCUCUAACCCCUUCUGAGUCAUCGGAGCCUCAGCCCCUGUCUGCAUCUGGUCAUAUGUUUCCUGGGACCAGCACUAGCAGUCUGGACUGGAGCCGUUGGAACACUCCUGGGGAGCAAACCGAGACCAGCAAAGGUCAGAUUGAUUCAAAGGGGAGUAAAGAAGGGAAGAAGGAUGCUUCAUCUCGUCGUACUUCCAAAACCCAGCUUGAGGAGAAAGGUGUCUCUGAUUCCAAACAGCUGAAUGUCAACUCUGCACGAGACUGGACAGUGUCCUUCUCAAAAAGUAAAGAUGGCAAAGCUUCACAUGGGCAGGCGGAUCAGUCAGGCAGCACAACUAACCUUCUCUCCCAAAAGUCCUCCACCCUGGUGGAACAAGUGUUUAACUCGUCCCUGUUCCGCCACAAAGACAGCAGUCUGACAGGUGGACUAACCUCUGGGAAAAUCAUUGACCCCAGACUGGCUGAGGGGAGGGGAAGGCCCAUAUGGACUGUCGAUGACAGAGAGGCACGAGUCACCCCGUUGGAUUCACAGGGCCAGGAGUCUCUGAACCCCAACAACAUGGAGUUCUGGAUGGAUGACAUCUACACUCCAGGCUAUGAUGCUCUACUCAGGCGUAAGGAGGCUAACCUCCGCCGGGUCAAGGUCUGCAAGCUGCUUGCACUCAUUGCCACAGCAGUGGCUAUAAUUCUUAUCAUCGUCAUUCCCAUUUGCACCGUGGGGUCAUGAAAAGCCUUGCAGAAAGCUAACAUUGUUGCCUGUUUUCAUUUUAUUCAUUUAUUUUCAGCAGCUAUGUGCUGUACCCAGGAACUUGCAUACCAUUCGCGUGGAGAUUAGUGGAUGAGAGACUGUGACUCCGGAACUCCUAAAGCUGCACCUCAGUACCUCCUUACAUUUCUCUGCAUGCAGCACCAUUAUUUAUGACUUCUGAAAAACCGGAGGAUUUGAAGUGUAGCUUACUUGAAAUCCGUCCCUCAUGCAGUUACAACAAAUUGUAAGUAAUCUCCAAUGCCAAAUCAUUUAUUUCAUGUUUUUUGUUCCUUAUCAUUUCAGGUGGCGCCAAAAGGAAGUCAUUAAAAAGUUUAAAAUAAUUCUAAAACAACUCUGAGAGGAUAUGUUGAAACUAGUAAUACUGAGCCAUUGCAAAAGUGUCAAUUUCCUUUGAUUUUCAUUUUGUCUGCUCUCUUCUGAGAAACAACACUGUUACAAAUGCAUUGUGAUUCAGCUUCAGCCUUGAGCACUGCCUGACUCUUUCUUGCUGUUCCCUUGAGAACACUACAGGGCUUAUUUCACGUCUAUGUAAAAUAAUAGUUUUAUCAGUACAUAAGAGUUUUACAUCUACAGUUUAUAAAUGGUAAUGGAUCCUGUC